Tachyglossus aculeatus (Australian echidna) is the source of this 1275-nucleotide messenger RNA. RefSeq names its product regucalcin (gene RGN). Gene Ontology annotation, molecular function: calcium ion binding; gluconolactonase activity; enzyme regulator activity. Gene Ontology annotation, biological process: L-ascorbic acid biosynthetic process. The coding region runs from base 95 to 994 and encodes 299 amino acids. The transcript is spliced from 7 exons. The record is from RefSeq and is a predicted model, not a curated record. Lineage: Eukaryota; Metazoa; Chordata; Mammalia; Monotremata; Tachyglossidae.
GGACCCCGCCACUGUCGCCCCCGCCGCUGCCCUCACACAGGUGACCAGGCGUCCCUCCGGUUCCCCUCAUCCGGUGUCCGGCUCGGCGCGGACCAUGUCCUCCGUGAACGUCACGUGUGUGGCCCCCGAGGGCUGCAGGAUAGGAGAGUCUCCCGUGUGGGAAGAAGCUUCGGGAAGCCUCCUGUUCGUGGAUAUCACCUCCAGGAAGGUGAACCGCUGGGAUUCCCUCACCGGCCUCGUGCGGAGCCUGACCGUCGAUGCCCCCGUGAGCUCGGUGGCCCUCCGCCGGGCGGGCGGCUACGUGGCUACUGUUGGGACGCGCUUCUGCGGCCUGGGCUGGGAGGAGCAGGCCGUGACCCCGCUGGCCGCCGUGGACGGAGACAAGCCCAACAACCGCUUCAACGACGGCAAAGUGGACCCGGCCGGGAGGUUCUUCGCAGGGACCAUGGCGGAGGAGACGGCCCCGGCCGUACUGGAGAGACGCCAGGGCUCGUUGUACGCGCUCUACCCCGACGGCCAGGUGGUCAAGUUCUUCGACCAGGUGGACAUCUCCAACGGGCUGGACUGGUCCCCGGACCACCAAACCUUCUACUACAUAGACAGCCUCUCCUACUCGGUGGACGCCUUCGACUACGACCUGAGCACGGGCCAGCUCUCCAAGCGCCGCCCGGUGUACCACCUGGAGGAGGAGGAGGGCAUCCCGGACGGCAUGUGCAUUGACGCGGACGGGAAGCUGUGGGUGGCCUGCUACAACGGGGGCCGGGUCAUCCGCCUCGAUCCCGUCACGGGGAAAAGACUCCAAACGGUGAAGAUGCCGGUGGACAAGACCACGUCCUGCUGCUUCGGCGGGGCGGAUUACUCAGAUCUGUACGUGACGUCUGCCCGCGACGGAAUGGACGCCGCCUGGCUCGCCAAGCAGCCCCAGGCCGGGGGCGUCUUCAAGGUCUCCGGGCUGGGGGUGAAAGGAAUCGCCCCCAAUUCGUUCGCGGGGUGAAUCCCCCCUCCUCCUCGCCGCCCGUCUCUCAUCCGAACCCUGCGUCCGGCCUGGCGUCGGAGAGGAACGGGGCGAGGGCAGAACUUGACCGUCGCCCCGCCUUCCCCCCCGCUCGCUCCCCGCGCCCGUCUAGGCCUCGGUUCCCGAGGGGGAGACGGCGGUCGGCAUCCCGGCUUGGCCCUGUCUUUCCCGUCGGGAGGUCAGUGCCCGGGGCUGGGGGACGCCGAGGGAAAGGUCCCGGGAUGCAACCCAAUAAACCCUCCCCCAGGAUGACCGCCAUA